Molecule: messenger RNA, 549 nt
Organism: Capsicum annuum
Lineage: Eukaryota; Viridiplantae; Streptophyta; Magnoliopsida; Solanales; Solanaceae
Product: prothymosin alpha-like
Exons: 3
Coding region: 1-549 (182 amino acids)
Source: RefSeq, a predicted model, not a curated record
AUGGAAGAAAUGUUGGCUAAACUGGUGAAGGGUCAAGAAAAUAAAGAGAUCAACCUUAAGAAGAUUAAGGCCGACAUUUUAGGGUUGACUCAGAAGGUCGAGUCACAUGCCAUUGAUAUCAAGCAGUUGGAGCACCAGUUCGGGCAAAUGUCAGCAAUUCUAAACCAAAGGAAACCAGAUCCCCCAUGUCCUACUGCAAAAGAUGUUGAUGAUGAUACAUCCGCUAGUGAGUCCGGAAAGAAGGAAUCACGUGUUAGUACAAUAAUAGAGGAAGACCCAAUUGAUAGCUUAUGGGAUGACCAAGUUGAUGGUGAAGAGGAUAAUGGAAGUAGAUUUCAAGUUGUUGUAAAUGAAAAUAAACAUGAUUUAACUGAAGAGAAAGAUAAAGAUAAACCAAGCGAAGAAGAGGAAGAUAAUGAGGAGACAACAAGUGAAGAAGAUGAGCAGGCGGAGUCAUCAAACAAAGAGAAAGAUAUUUUUUAUAGUCAUGAUUCACAAGAUCACUAUCUUACUCAAGAAAAGGACGAAGAUGAAGAUGAUGAGGAUUGA